Chenopodium quinoa (quinoa) is the source of this 2355-nucleotide messenger RNA. RefSeq names its product phosphatidylserine decarboxylase proenzyme 3-like. Lineage: Eukaryota; Viridiplantae; Streptophyta; Magnoliopsida; Caryophyllales; Amaranthaceae. The record is from RefSeq and is a predicted model, not a curated record. The transcript has 15 exons. Gene Ontology annotation, molecular function: calcium ion binding; phosphatidylserine decarboxylase activity. Gene Ontology annotation, biological process: phospholipid biosynthetic process. Bases 411 to 1922 code for a protein of 503 amino acids.
AUCCGGCUUGCACAACUAUUGAGAGUGAACGGUUGAGUGUCUAACCUAACCACUACCUUGCCUGUUACUUUGUCACGAGUAUUCGGUCAAUAAAAGCCGGAAAAAAUACGAAUUUCCAUGUUGAACCUUGAUUAUAAAGAGAAAACGAAUCAACAGUACCCCAUAUAAGUAAUAUGCCCCACUUCCACCCUAACAUCCACCCACCAAAAAAAGCAAGGUCAAAUUCUCCAACUGCUCAGUACAUUUGCCUUUUCAAUUCUAAAAAUGUAACCGACCAUUUAAAUUAUUAUUCUUAUUCCCAUUAAUUUUCAUUAAUUCGACUGUUAAUUCCUUGAAAAAGUAGUUCAAAAUUGGAAAUUCUGGUUGUUCUUCGCCAUUUUCGUGUAAAUUGUUGACAUAGAAGAGAGAAAAUGGGUCAUGGAAAUUCGAAAGAUUCUUCUUCAUCAUCUCAUAGUCGCAGAGCAAAGUUGCGGCAAAAACUGCGGCGUGUUGUGCGGCGUGAUAGUCGUUUGAAGCAAUCUGGAAAUGGAUUUAAGUUGGUUUCUGCAGAUGAUUUCGCCGGAAUCGCUCUUCUUACUCUCAUCUCUGAUUAUAAUGAAGAUGGCUGCCUUUCUUUCUCUGAAUUCUCUCAGUUGAUUGAUGCAUUUGGCAAUCAAGCUGCAGCUGACAAGAAAGACGAGCUUUUCAAGGAUGCAGAUAAAAACGGGGAUGGAGUUGUUAGCAUCGACGAAUUGGCUUCCCUCCUUUCCUAUCAUCAAGAAAAGGAAUCCCUCAUUAACUCUUGUCCAGUUUGUGGUGAGCUCCUUGACGCUUCCAAUCAGGUUGGUAGCAUGGUUCAUAUGACCUUGUGUUUCAAUGAAGGGACAGGAAACAAUGCAAUGAGUGGGGGAUUUUUAACAGAUAAGCAGGCUUCAUAUGGAUGGCUACUCAAACUGAGUGAGUGGGCACAGUACUCUUCUUAUGGCAUUGGCUUGAACUCAGGCUCAAAGGCAGGACAUAUUCUGGUUUUUUAUCGUACAACAAAGAGGCUGGUGGAAGAACUGAUUGAUGGAAAGAUUAUUUUGGCAAUGAGAUCCUUGUAUCAAAAUAAACCGGGGCUUUACUUUCUCGGAAAAGGAGGCAAAGAAAUUAUGCAAAAACUCUCUGAAAAGCAAGGAGAAAAAAUGAACUCGGCUGGUUCUACAAAAGAGAUACCAAAAUUUAUUGAACUUUUCAAGGAUCAGCUGAACUUAUCUGAAACAAAAUACCCUCUGGAUCACUUCAAGACCUUUAAUGAAUUUUUCAUUCGGGAACUAAAGCCUGGUGCAAGACCCAUUGCCUUCAUGGAUCGUGAUGAUAUUGCAGUAUGUGGUGCAGAUUCUCGUCUAACGGCUUUUAAAAAUGUGGAAGACAGCACUAGAUUCUGGAUCAAGGGUCGGAAAUUCUCUAUUCAAGGCCUAUUGGGAAAUGAUGUUUCUGCCAGUCAUUUUAUUGGCGGAACAUUGGUGAUAUUUCGGUUAGCUCCUCAGGAUUAUCAUCGUUUUCACUUACCAGUUUCGGGGACCGUUGAGCGAUUUGUUCAUAUACCUGGGUGCUUAUACACGGUUAAUCCUAUUGCUGUAAAUAGCCUUUGUGAUGUCUUCACAGAGAAUAAGAGAGCUGUGUCUAUCAUUUCAACUUCAUGUUUUGGAAAGGUAGCUUUUGUUGCGAUUGGAGCAACAAUGGUUGGCAGCAUUACAUUUACUAGGAAACAAGGUGACUAUGUUCAGAAGGGCGAGGAGUUUGGGUACUUCUCAUUUGGUGGAAGCACUGUAAUUUGUGUGUUUGAGAAGGGCGCAAUAAAACUGGACGAGGACCUCCUAGACAAUAGUGCCCGAUCUCUUGAGACUUUGGUUCGUGUAGGAAUGACGCUGGGUGUAUCUACCAAAACAAAUAUACGAUGAAGCUAUGGCUACCAAGUCAUUUCCUGAUACAAUUUGGUGCAGUGCAAUAGUUCAUUGCACACCGAAUCAUGAGCCUGUGUGUUGCAGCUCUCUCUUGCCAUUUUUUUUCUUUUCCUUUUUCAGUUUCCUACUUUUGUCACAUAAUCUUCAACUGUUUUUGUCUGCUUACGAACUAGUGACUUUAAAUCCCUCUCCUUACAAUUGCCACGCUUAAUAGGAUAGGGAUUUGGGUUUUGUAAUGCUUGCCAACAUCCAGGUAGUUGAUGAUAAUGACGAGACAAUGAUGAACAAACUUCUUUGGUAGACGUGUAACUUGUCCCAUUGUAUAGUUAACAAUGAUGCCAUCUUAGUUUAGUGCAUGAUGAAGUGUGAUCAAAGUCUGAUGUUUCUAUUGAUCAGUUUCUAUAUAUCAUAUAGACAUGUAGUCUUUGUA